Molecule: messenger RNA, 1262 nt
Organism: Centruroides sculpturatus (bark scorpion)
Lineage: Eukaryota; Metazoa; Arthropoda; Arachnida; Scorpiones; Buthidae
Product: multiple coagulation factor deficiency protein 2 homolog
Exons: 4
Coding region: 258-836 (192 amino acids)
Molecular function (GO): calcium ion binding
Source: RefSeq, a predicted model, not a curated record
GUUGACCUUGAUUAUAUUCGUCAUCUCUUGUAGUGAUUCGUUUCUAGGUCAAUCUGUGAAGUUCAAAAACAUAUGGGAUAAUUUAUAAUAUAGAUAUAAAGUGUAAUUAGUUUAAUAAUAUAAAUCUAUAUAUAUAUAAAGUAAAAUGGUUAAUAUGGUUAAUCUGUUAAUUCUUUCCUUAUAAACAUAUUGUAGAUUACUUCAGUGUUUCUCAAACUGUUUGCUUACAAAACACUAAAAAGAUUUAUUUGCACAGUAUGGCACUGGUAUUACUUCUGCUAGUUUUUCCUAUUGGAAGCUUAAGUCACAUGGCUAACCAACAACAAAAUUAUAUGCAAGGAGCACAACAAGGUCACAUGCAUGGAGCACCUCAAGGGAUGCAGCAAGGAGUACCACAGCAAGGAUAUAUGCAGCAAGGUGUGCCUCCUCAGCAAGGAUUUGCACCACCACAAGGAGCAAAUCAAAAUCUUCUUCGAGAUAAAAGUCACAUUCAAGAUAAAGAACACAUUAAAGAACAUUUACAAGGAGUCGUUGAUCAUCCAGACGUUACGAAGAUGUCAGAAGAGGAAUUGCAGUUUCAUUAUUUUAAAAUGCAUGAUAAUGAUGACAAUAACAAAUUGGAUGGUUGUGAACUAAUCAAAUCAGUUCUCCAUUGGCAUGUUGAAGAGAGUAAAAUGAUGGGAAAUCAAGCUCCUUCUCAGGGAACUACAAAAAUCUUUGCUGACCAAGAGUUAACAAUGAUGAUUGAUCCUAUUUUAAAUAUGGAUGAUCGAAAUAAUGAUGGAUAUAUUGAUUAUCCUGAAUUCAUUGCAGCACAAAAGUCACGAGGUUUUUAAAAGAUAUUCACAGUAAUUCUCAAAAUUGAUGAUCAAAAAUUAUCAUAUCAUUUAGUUAUCGAAUCUCAUUACUGACUUGUUUGAUUAUUAAAUUAGCAUCACAAAUAUUAUGUAAUCAAAAAUAGAAUUUCUCAAUCACUGUAUAGCAUAAAUAAUUUCUAAAAUACAAAAUUAACUAAAAUACAAAAAAUUACUAUAAUAUAAAAAAAUUUCAAAAAUUGAGAAAUGCUAUUUUAGAAUAAGAUCUGAUCUGAAUAAGUAAAAUUUAAUUGUCAACAAUGUUACAAUUUAUGUGAAUAUUGAAAAAAUACAAUUUUUGGGUUCGUGUUUUUGUCAUAGUGUACAAAGAUUAAAAUAAGUAAUUAAUUUUAUUUGUGAAAGAAUUUACAAAGUAAAAAGUAUUGCUGCCUUAGUAAUAAUGAAUUU